CUAAGCAAUGAUGCAUUUCCUCUUUUGCUGACUCUCGUAGUGUGUGGUUGGACGGGUUUGUUGGGGGAGGGAGAAAGGGAAGGUAGAAAGAGGUUGGUUGUCACUGAGAAGCCCCGGACACAGGAAGGCUAACCAUCCCUCACUUCAUUCAACUUGUCCUCAUAUGGAUUGGUCUCCAAGCCUUUGACCAUCUUCUGUCAGGAGAGUUGGUAAAGGUUCAUAAGGAAGAAGGCUGGUAAAGGUCGAGGAGAAGAUGAGAGAGGAGGAAGGAGGCUGGUAAAAAGGAUGAGAAAGCAAGGAGCUAGGAAAGGGAAAUCUCCAGAGACCAAGCCAGGUUUCUGCCUUCAUUCAGGCUCAACCUUUCUGCUGCCCUCAUCCUGGAGGCACCCUGCCUCUUCCCUACCCGAAUGGUGCUACUUCCUGCUGACCCAGGAUCCAGGCCUCCUCUGUUCCCUACCUCAGAGCUGGUGUUCCAAGUCUCUCCUAGUGGAAGGACCCUUACCAGGAAACAAGGACUUUCCCCUAGACAGUAUUUCUUUAAACUAAGAAACCUAUUUACCGGUUUAAAUUUGACCCUCUAACCCUCGUUUUACCCUCUUUGAGGACUCAAGAGCUCUCAUCCUUUUACCUCCUUUCUUCAUCCUUUGAGGAGAAACUUCUCUGUAAUAGCUCUAGCUUGCAAGGGUCCCUGGUCCCAACAUGCUAGUCUGUUUUUGUGAAUAGGGCCUUGCCUAUUUCCUGGUUGGCAUGGCUGAGCCAAGACAGGUUCCAGGUGGCCGGGAGACUCCACAAGGGGAGCUUCGGCCAGAAGUUGUGGAAGAUGAGGCCCCUAGGAGUCCAAGUCCAGAGGAAAUGAGAGGAGGAAGAAGCAGCAGUAGUAGUGAGACAAAGUUAUCUCCUAGAGAGGAGGAGGAACUGGAUCCUAGAAUACAGGAGGAGCUAGAGCACUUGAACCAGGCCAGUGAGGAAAUCAACCAAGUAGAGCUACAACUGGAUGAGGCCCGAACCACAUAUCGGAGGAUCUUGCAGGAGUCAGCUCGAAAGCUCAAUACACAGGGCUCUCACUUGGGAAGUUGUAUUGAUAAGGCCCGACCAUAUUAUGAGGCACGAAGGCUGGCCAAGGAGGCUAUGGGAUUGCCGUCCUCUUGGGGCAGACAUAGGGGGAAUCUCUACCAUAUCUACCUUUCUCAUGACUGGCUCUCCCUCAGCCAGGAUUUUCUUGGUAGGGGAAGUCUGGGCCCCUCCUGUGACUGCUCCCCACCCUCCCUCCAGGCUCAGCAGGAAACACAGAAAGCAGCUCUGCGCUAUGAACGGGCGGUGAGCAUGCACAACGCUGCUCGAGAGAUGGUGUUUGUGGCAGAACAAGGUGUCAUGGCUGACAAGAACCGGCUUGAUCCCACAUGGCAGGAGAUGCUUAAUCAUGCCACUUGCAAGGUGAAUGAGGCAGAGGAGGAACGUCUUCGGGGAGAGCGGGAGCACCAACGGGUGACCAGACUGUGCCAACAGGCAGAGGCUCGGGUACAGGCCUUGCAAAAGACUCUUAGGCGGGUCAUUGGCAAGAGCCGUCCAUACUUUGAGCUAAAGGCCCAGUUUAACCAGAUAUUAGAGGAACACAAGGCCAAGGUGACUGGGCUGGAACAACAAGUGUCUCAGGCAAAGACCCGCUACUCAGUUGCCCUGAGAAAUCUGGAGCAGAUCAGCGAGCAGAUCCAUGCCCGCCGCAGGGGUUUGCCUCAGGCCCCAGUUCACAGGCGCUCUUCCCCUGUAGGGGCUGAGGCUGGACCUGAGAGUGGGGAUAGUGGAGACAUCAGGGUUGAAGGGGCAGAGGGUGGGUAUCUGGAGGAGAGUGGGGCCCUUGAACCUGGCCCUGCCCCUGAUACCUUGAGUCUCCUGAGCCUUCGCACUGUUGCCUCAGAUCUACAGAAAUGUGAUUCAGUGGAGCACUUGAGGGGCCUCUCAGACCAUGCCAGUUUAGAUGGCCAGGAGCUAAGCCCUGAGGGUGGGGGAGAUAGAGGGAGUGGGAAUCGAGGUCGUCACCAACGAAGCAUCAGCUUAUAGCCCUCACUUUCCCAAAGAGUUGGAAGUGUCUCCUCUUUUUGUUCCUAUUCCUCUUCUCACUCAGGGGGUUCUUAUAGACUCUGUCUCACUUUUCUCUUUUAGUGCUUCUUCUCUAUUUUGAAAAGCCCCUUACAUCUAUCUCCUCUGUCUCUCUGAUGCUAUCUUCUUUUUCUUUCCUCAUAUACCUGUCUCUUCUUUCACUGUUGGAGGUUUCACUUCUGCCUUAUUCUGCUCUUACUCCUCUUUCUUAGCCUGGAUCCCUCUAUAGAUUCUCUGUCUUCUUCUGUCUUCAUGUUUUUAUUUCUACCUGGAUUUCUGUCCAUCUUUGACCAUUUUUGUCUGUCUCUCACUCACUCCCUCUCUCAUUCCCCUCAGGGAAUUCAGUCCAGAAGGAACAGGAUGCUGACCAGGGGAGGAGUGCUUUCAAUAGAACUCUAAGUUGCUCUUCUCAUUUUCUCUACUCCCCCAGCCCAGUCCUACAUCCUCCACAGGCAUCUUUCCCCUCUUUGAGGUUCUCUUAAUAAGACCCCCAAUGCUGCUGGACUCUACUGGGGAUUCUUAUGUUUUUUGCCCUAUCCCAAAUUGCCUGGGUUGCAAUCCUACAUGUAAUAAGUUCAUUUAUUCAAGAUACCUUUCCCCUAAUUUUUAGUGACUAUUCCCUAACUCAAAAACAGUCAAAUCUUACAGGUUAAUGGGAAAGAAGUCAGAUUUCCAACCCUUAUCCUCCCUCCCUCCUCCAACCCAUAUUAGCAGUGACACUCUAGGUUUCCAGUGAGUGGUCCAUGUAAAUAAUGUUCCCAUAGAUAGCCUUUUCCCUAGUUGACUUCUGAUUCUUUUAAGAUUGAGAAGGUCCUAUGGAGUCUCUAAUUUAAGAGAUCAAUUUGGGAGGGCCUGGAGUGAGUUGUCCAAACUUUAAAAUAGAUGACUUCUCUCCAUGCUCUUGUUGUCACCAUCUUUUACCUUGUCAAGUGGAUAAUGACUGGGUCCCAACAUAGUGAAUAAAGGAUAGAAUUAUGAAUUACUGUUCCUCAUUUUACCAUCUCUCUCACAUCGUGGGUAUGGAAAUUUGGAUACUUUGGGGAUCGAUAUAAGUCCUCUCUCCCCUUUCUCCCUUAUCCUCCUCCUAUAUAAGUUUCUAUAUCCUUCUAGGAGUUUCUUGACUUGGCUGCUAUACUACUCUCUUUCCUUCCCCACCUCCUCCACCGCUACCAUAGAAGACAAUAAGAUCUGGCAAUGAAAGCCCCUUAUCUCCCUCGAAAUCAGAGACUAGGAAGGUCUGUCACACCCCAGGCUGUGUGUGUGUAGGGGGAGGUUAUUUCCUUAUCUUCCUACUAUCUAGUAUACAUGAAAAGUUGUUUCUUUUGACAAGGGACAUAGAGAAAUCCAUUUGCCUUUGCUCUCAUCUAUCUCACCUUAUCUGUCUUUCAUAGGUACUCUUCUACCCCUACCCAACCCCCAAUAAGCUCAUCUCUGCAUAUGUGUUUUUUGGGAGAAUAUAAGGUUUACAUUUUCAACUCCUGUCUUGUGUGUCACUUUUCCAGGGCAGAGUAAAACGGUCACGAUGAAAACCAUUGUGUUUGAGGUGACUCUUGGGUGGAGGUGGAAGGAGGAUGGGGAGUGUGUGAGAAUGAAGGGGCAGGUUGAUAGGAUUUUAUUUAAAUAAAAAGUACAAAUGCAA
Molecule: messenger RNA, 3736 nt
Organism: Dromiciops gliroides (monito del monte)
Lineage: Eukaryota; Metazoa; Chordata; Mammalia; Microbiotheria; Microbiotheriidae
Gene: SH3BP5L
Product: SH3 binding domain protein 5 like
Exons: 8
Coding region: 748-2058 (436 amino acids)
Biological process (GO): negative regulation of protein tyrosine kinase activity; intracellular signal transduction
Cellular component (GO): cytoplasm
Molecular function (GO): protein kinase inhibitor activity
Source: RefSeq, a predicted model, not a curated record